Messenger RNA from Drosophila novamexicana, 1975 nucleotides. It is a transcript of the gene eEF1alpha1, whose product is annotated as elongation factor 1-alpha 1. NCBI's taxonomy places the organism in Eukaryota, Metazoa, Arthropoda, Insecta, Diptera, Drosophilidae. The record is from RefSeq and is a predicted model, not a curated record. Gene Ontology annotation, molecular function: GTPase activity; translation elongation factor activity; GTP binding. Bases 111 to 1502 code for a protein of 463 amino acids. Gene Ontology annotation, biological process: translation; translational elongation. The transcript is spliced from 2 exons.
CAAGCUUCCUGUUACGCCGAACGCUCGUUCACUUUGUUCAAGUCUGUCGCCGGAAUAGCAUAGACUUUGUGAUUUCUCAUUCAAUUUAUUCGAGACUCGUAUAAAGCAAGAUGGGUAAGGAAAAGAUUCACAUCAACAUUGUCGUGAUUGGACACGUCGACUCUGGCAAGUCCACCACCACCGGUCACUUGAUCUACAAGUGCGGUGGUAUCGACAAGCGUACCAUUGAGAAGUUCGAGAAGGAGGCUCAGGAAAUGGGCAAGGGCUCGUUCAAGUACGCAUGGGUUUUGGAUAAAUUGAAGGCCGAGCGUGAGCGUGGUAUCACCAUUGAUAUCGCCCUGUGGAAGUUCGAGACUGCUAAGUACUAUGUGACUAUCAUUGAUGCUCCUGGCCACAGAGAUUUCAUCAAGAACAUGAUCACUGGUACCUCCCAGGCUGAUUGUGCUGUCUUGAUUGUUGCUGCUGGUACUGGUGAAUUCGAGGCCGGUAUCUCCAAGAACGGUCAGACUCGCGAGCACGCCCUGCUUGCCUUCACCCUGGGUGUCAAGCAGCUGAUUGUUGGCGUCAACAAGAUGGAUUCGUCUGAGCCACCAUACAGCGAGGCCCGUUAUGAGGAAAUCAAGAAGGAGGUGUCUUCAUACAUCAAGAAGAUCGGCUACAACCCGGCGGCCGUUGCCUUCGUGCCCAUCUCCGGAUGGCACGGCGACAACAUGUUGGAACCAUCGACCAACAUGCCCUGGUUCAAGGGAUGGAAGGUGGAGCGCAAGGAGGGUAACGCCGAUGGCAAGACCCUCAUCGAAGCCCUCGAUGCUAUCCUGCCACCCUCCCGCCCAACUGAGAAGCCCCUGCGUCUGCCCCUGCAGGAUGUCUACAAAAUUGGCGGUAUUGGAACAGUACCCGUCGGUCGUGUUGAGACUGGUGUCCUGAAGCCAGGCUGCGUUGUUGUCUUCGCCCCAGCUAACAUCACCACUGAGGUCAAGUCCGUGGAGAUGCACCACGAAGCCCUCACCGAGGCCGUUCCCGGCGACAAUGUUGGUUUCAACGUUAAGAACGUCUCCGUCAAGGAGCUGCGCCGUGGCUACGUUGCCGGUGACUCAAAGGCCAGCCCCCCCAAAGGUGCUGCCGAUUUCACCGCUCAGGUCAUCGUGCUGAACCACCCUGGCCAGAUUGCCAACGGCUACACUCCAGUGUUGGAUUGCCACACCGCUCACAUUGCUUGCAAGUUCGCUGAGAUCAAGGAGAAGGUCGACCGUCGUUCCGGCAAGACCACCGAGGAGAACCCCAAGUUCAUCAAGUCUGGUGAUGCCGCCAUCGUCAACUUGGUGCCCUCCAAGCCUCUGUGCGUUGAGUCCUUCCAGGAGUUCCCUCCUCUGGGACGUUUCGCUGUGCGUGACAUGAGACAGACUGUCGCUGUCGGUGUCAUCAAGGCUGUCAACUUCAAGGAUGCUUCUGGUGGCAAGGUCACCAAGGCCGCCGAGAAGGCCACCAAGGGCAAGAAGUAGCAAGUUUCCAUCGAGAACAACAACAAUAACAUCAACUACAAUAACAACAGUAACGUGAUGAAGCAGCCACAACUCAGCAGCAACAGCAAUAACAACAGCAGCAGCAACAACAGCAACAAUGAUAAGCACAACAGUAGUAGAACACAUACACCUGUCCUGGGCAAGAUGAAUGAUAAGAUGAUGUUCCAGCAAAAGCAAAAGUUUAAUUUUUUCCAUCGCAAAGAGUUUCGUCGGAUACGAAUGUUAAACGCCAUCGCCGCCUAGACGAUUGAGAGGAGGAGCAACAGCCGCAGAAUACGAAAACUUUACACCCUCGAUCUUAAGUUUACCUACAUAUAUAUAUGAUAUUGUACUAAAUUGAUUUUAUAAUGAUAUCAUAUUUCAUAGUUCGUAUAAUUUGUGUAGCAGUAGCGCAGGCGUAUAGCAUUUAUAUAUUGUGUAUUUGUUAAAAUUAAAGUUUUGAUUUUCCUAUA